CCGAGAUUAAUAAUCUCAAAGUUCAAUUGGAAAAAGUUAACUAUGAUAACAAAGAGGGUGCCAUAACCAUUGAUACACUACGGGAAGCCAAUUUGGAAUUGACCAAUGAACUGGAAUCGCUCAAGAAAUCCCUCGCGGAACUUAGAGCCGCACAAAAGGAAGGUGAUAAAGAACAAAAGAAACAAGAGAAGAUGGCUCAAAUGUUUGCGGAGCUUGAUCCCUCGGGUGUGAUCUCCGCCAAGGAAAAACAAAUUCGUGACACUUUACUCAAAUUGGAGUCAAUUGACAGUGAAGGUAGUACUUCGCUUACAAUGGAAGAGCUUGCGACAGUACGCCGCGAGUUGGCAGAAUCGAAGUCAUUGGUCUCUACACACGAACAAACCAUCAACGAGUUGCAUCACGAAAAUGAACAUUUGACAAAGAAGAGAGAUGAACUUGAGAUAAGAUUGAACGCCCUAGAGCUUGAAUAUGAAGAAUUACUGGACAAGACGAUUGCCGAAGAGGAGGCUAACAGCAACAUUGAUAUCACAGAAACGAUAGCGGAGCUGAGAAGCAAAUUAGAAGCUCAAUUUGUCGCAAAGAAGGAAGUACAGCAAAAAGAGAUCGAUGAGUUAAAACAGGAACUAGAAAAGAAGAACGAAGAGCUGUACAAACUUAACAACGCUCUCGCUGAAUUGAAGAGAGCAAAUGAAGAAUUGCAGAACGUUCUUACUGAAAGGGAUGCUAGAUCCGAAUCUCAGAAAAAUGUUGCAGAGAAAGAAAAGGACAUGGAACGAAUUCGUAAGACCAUGGCACAACAAUUGGCCGAUUUUGAUGUUAUGAAGAAAGCACUCAUGCGCGAUCUGCAGAACCGAUGUGAAAAAGUGGUCGAGCUUGAGAUCUCAUUAGAUGAAACGAGAGAGCAAUACAACAAUGUACUACGUAAUAAUAAUAAUAAAGCACAACAGAAGAAGAUGGCAUUCCUAGAGAGAAAUCUGGAGCAACUGACGAACGUGCAGAAACAACUCGUCGAUCAGAAUGCGUCAUUAAAGAAGGAAGUAGCAAUUGCCGAGCGAAAACUUCUCGCCCGAAACGAACGUAUCCAGGCUCUGGAAGCCUUACUACAAGAUGCACAAGAGAAGCUUACCUCACAGAAUCAAAAAUUCGAGGCACAACUACAAGCCGUUCGAGAACGAUUAGAACAGGCCAGAUCUCAAAAAUCAGCAGCAAAUCCAUUUGCUGUGAAUUCCUUAUCCCGUAUCGUAAAGCCCCUCCGUGGUGGCGUUGAUGUCAGCGGAUCCGACUCCCCGUUCGAAAUAGCGAAAACGCGUUUCCAUUCGAAGACAAAUUUACGGCGCGCGGUACCCGUCUCAGCGACCAAAAAAGAGGAUAAACAUUUGAAAUUCUGCAAAAAAUACGGAAUAAAAUUUUCUAAUGAAGAUUUGAUACAUCAAGUUUGUACCCACAAAUCUGUUAUCUCUAACACGGCGCCGACAAAUGAAAGAUUAGAUUAUUUAGGGCAAAAAGCAAUCCAACUUUUUGCCGCAGAAUUUUUCGUAGGCAGAGUGCCACCGGAGGAAUUGCAUGAAAAAGUUGAUCUAUACACGAAGCACUCGGACAACUUGGGUAUAAUAGGCAGGAAGAUGGGGUUAGACGAAUUGUUGUAUUGGACGCCGACCAAUGCAAAAGAAGUAGAAACGGCAAAUCAGGAAGGACAUGGAUUGAAGCCCAAGGGCAUAGAAACUGUUACCGGAAGAGCUCUUCAAGCUUUAGGUGAUUUUGCCGCAAGAGAAUUCGUUGACAAGCACAUAUUGACAGCGCCUAUUAAAUGA
Messenger RNA from Acaulospora morrowiae, 1811 nucleotides. The record is from the annotation of a GenBank genome assembly. NCBI's taxonomy places the organism in Eukaryota, Fungi, Glomeromycota, Glomeromycetes, Diversisporales, Acaulosporaceae.